AAGUCAAACAGAAUAACUAAUAUUGAGAUAAAUAAUUUUUUCACUAGUUUAUCUUUAACAAAAUCAAUUGAUGUAGUAUAUAUAGAAUUCAGCUCUAAACUUCGCGCCAGUCUGCUCCAAUUAGCUCCCGAAAACUGAGCUAUGGAAGAGGAAGGCUCAGCUACCCCUAGGGCUUAUCUUCAGGAAAAUGAAGAUUCUGAUCAGAGUAUUACAGAAGAGGAAGAAGAUAUGGAUGAUAAAUGGAUGACUAAUGACAAUUGUCUUAGUGGAUCCUUAGGAAACAAGCGAGGUAUAGGAGUCCUUUCCCAGCUUGAACUGCUCAAAGGUAUUCCCAGUGACACUUCUCCACUUGAAUUUUCAUUCUCUUCAUCAACGGCUCCCUCCCCCAAAGGACUUCAUCAUUCAACCGACGCAAUGGAUUCUCAUCAGAUGUUCUGGUUGCAUUCUUGUCAGCAGAGGCAGACAGGCUUAUGCAAAGAAGAUGACGUUGAAGUUCCUUUUUUUAAGAGUCAGGAUGGUGGCUUCAUCAACAAGAAUGAUCAUUGGAUGGCGUUGUCCUGCUACUUAGAUGAUGAAUUUUGUCACGUCACUAGAAUGACAUCCACUUGUAAUUCAGAAGAGGAAAUUAUCUCUGAUGAUGAGAUGAGACCUUCUCCCGAUGGAAAUUUAAAAAGAGAUGGUAAAAGUACAAUGCCUAAAGUAAGUUCAGAUUGCAAAUCAGGAAUUUUCUUCAAUAAAGAUGCUGGGUGUUCAUCGUUGUAUUGUGCCACAUCAAAAUCGAAUAGAUCAUCUAAAGGACGCUCCGGCAAAGCUAAGCCCAAAUUUUUGUUCCAGUCCCAGCCACAGAAGAAAGAUUUUGCUUUGGUUGUCCAUGAGAGUUGUGAAUCCAGCACACCCUUAUCGGUUCUUCCCCUAAAUGCAGAAUUAGACAUGCAAAGAGAAAAUAUAGAAUCACUGGAUGACUUAUUGGAGAAUCAUGGUGGAAAUGAAGUACAACAGUUCGAGGAGAAUUCGGUCCCAUCUGAAGUAGCAGUUGUACAUGAUCCAAAUGAGCAUUCCAUGGCUGAGGUUCUGGAUCACUUUCAGCAUACAAGUUCUGUAUCACGAGGCAAUUCUAAAAUGCUGCAAACAAAAAGACAAGGAUCACGGUUCUUACAGAAGAGAAACUUAUUGCUGCUUGGUGACAGAAACAUGAGCAACGACGAUCAACCUGAGGAACUAGAUAGUGAUCCAUCUAGUGAUGAGAAUAAAGUUCCCCAGAUUCUGAAGUCUGCUAUACCUCAGAGGACCAUGGCUGAGAAAUUUCAUCUAGCAUUAGGAGCUGUAUCUACAAAUGAGAGGCUAUCUAUUGCAAGGCCUAAGCAAUUGGGGUUAUCUGGAAGGUUGCAGCACGUGAUGCAAUGUGAAAAGGACAGAGAUACAUACUUCUUGGAGAAGUCACAAACACGUGAUUCUUCAAGUGGUAAAAUGCCAAACUGUGUAUCUCCCGUCCUCUUGCCUGUUCUGACCUUCUCCUCUGCUGUUAAUUCAGAUGCAGAAAGCUUCAUUGACGUGAGAAUUUUGUCAAGUUCUUUGGAGGCCAAGCUGACUGUCUGUUUUUGUGCUGUACGUGGAGAUGAAGAGGGUUCUGAGUGCCUGAGCAAUCUUCAAAAAGGGAAGGGGAUUGCUGGAAGGAAGUUAACUAUAAUUUUUAACUCAAGAAUCUGUAAAGAUGUCGAACUUGAAACUGGGAACGUUAUCCGCAUACAUCAACCUUGGAAGGAGAUACACGUGAAUGAGAAGGAUGAGGCCAUCAUUUUGUGUGCAUAUUUCUCUCAAAUUUAGUCUUUGGAUCACAUUUUAAACCAAGGCUUCCAAAUGGUGCCGGACAAUGCAGCUCUAGCAGAGAAUGAAGACAAACUCGGAAGGAUUCUUGAACUUAUACUAGGUGACACUGAGGGAAUGAAAAAUACUUGACAGGAGAUAGUUUCACCGGGGCAGAUUUGCACCAUGUCCCAAUUAUACACUAUUUAAUGGGAACUAAAUCCAAGGAUGUGUUUAAUGCUUGUCCUCAUGUAAGAGCUUGGUGUGCAGAUAUCUGGGGUAGACCAGCUUGGUCAAGUAAGUUUGGCCUGUGAUUAACACUACAGAUAUUCUACUAUCUAAUUUCUAAUUUAGGAGCAAUAAGCAAGCAGCACGCCAAUAUUCCUCUUUGCAUUUGGAGGGCAUUCUGGCUUAAUUUUGUGCAUUGUUCUGUUGGCCUCAGUGGUUUAUUGUGGACUCCCAAUGGCGAAAAAACCAGGAAUCUGGAAGUGAUACUUCCCAGAAUAUGAUUUUUCUUUUUUUAAUCAAUGGAGGAACAAUAUUGAUGAAUAGCCUGAUUAGGGGCAAUUGACUUCCUCCCUCCCUCCAUUACUUUAUUUAAGUGGGAAGAGAAAGACAUUCAUGUUUUUAUGAUCUGAACAAAACGAAUGAUACGUUACAUUACAUUACAUUUUUUCGAGCUUCAACUA
Messenger RNA from Capsicum annuum, 2492 nucleotides. RefSeq lists its product as uncharacterized. Bases 142 to 1824 code for a protein of 560 amino acids. The record is from RefSeq and is a predicted model, not a curated record. Lineage: Eukaryota; Viridiplantae; Streptophyta; Magnoliopsida; Solanales; Solanaceae. The transcript is spliced from 13 exons.